This is a messenger RNA of Cimex lectularius (bed bug), 2187 nucleotides long. RefSeq names its product mediator of RNA polymerase II transcription subunit 15 (gene MED15). The transcript has 10 exons. The coding region runs from base 155 to 1774 and encodes 539 amino acids. The record is from RefSeq and is a predicted model, not a curated record. NCBI's taxonomy places the organism in Eukaryota, Metazoa, Arthropoda, Insecta, Hemiptera, Cimicidae. Gene Ontology annotation, biological process: regulation of DNA-templated transcription. Gene Ontology annotation, molecular function: transcription coregulator activity.
UAUUCGCAUUUGACUGGCAGCUUGUCGAACGAAGAAGGUUCGCUCCAGUUGCAUUUGAUCUUGGCCUUGUACCGUUCAUUUUUUCGGUUGUUCUUUUUGGUUGUUUAAAAAUUUUAAUUUAGAAAAGUUGAAUUUGAAAUUUGAAAGGGCCGGCAUGUCGAUCACGGAGGAAUGGAGGACCCCGGCUUUCAGGCAGAGCGUCGUCAACAAGCUUGAUGAGGCUAUUCAGAGAUCUGGGAUGACCACUUCCAAAUCUGGCAUCGAGAUGGAAAGCCAUGUAUUUCAAAAAUCAAAAACAAAGGAGGAGUAUCUCGGGCUGGUCGCCAGGCUUAUAUUUCACGUCAGGGAAGUGACCUCGAAGAAAACCGGCCUCAUGAACAAUAAUGGUGGCCCUAACAUGCAGGAUCCAAUCAAUGCUCUACAAAAUUUAGCACGACAAGGAUCUGGUAAUCAAAAUAUGGGGCAAGGUUUACCACCACCGGUGCCUCAACAAAACAAUCCAAACAUGAUGCAGGGGAUGAAUUCAAGACCUGUUCUUCAGCAAAAGCUUCAGCCUUCUGUACAAGGUGGUGUGAUGAUGACUGGCCUUGGCGGUGCAAUGGGCCCUGGGGCAGGCGGAAGUCCUCUUUCUGCAGGUAUAGGCCUACAGACAAUGCAAGGCCGUAGGCCCGAUGUCAACAUGGGCGUCCCUGCUGGCGGCUUUGUCGGACCCAGGGGUGUAAACGCCAGCCCGUAUCUCAGGCAGAGCCCGACACCUCCGAUCACAUCUCCCGUACAGCAGAACGUCACUAUGCAGCCAGGACAAAUGGGUGUCCCUUCCCCUGCGCUCGUACCGUCUCCGAGUAACCCACAGCUUGUCGGCGGUACGGCAAUGCAGGCUACGAUGCAGAGGCCGUUAAGCAUGGCCUCCUCGCCUAGCUCAGCUUGUCUCAACACUCCUGGACAGCCGAAUGCAAGCCCCUGCAGUUUACAGGAAGAUGCUGCUUAUAGAGAAAAAAUCAGACAACUUAGUAAAUAUGUUGAACCCCUUAGACGAAUGAUAUCAAGAUUUGGUAGUGAUUGCCCAUCCAAUAUUGAAAAGUUAAGUAAAAUGAAAACUUUACUGGAAUUAUUGGCUAAUCCAAACAAAAGAGUUCCUUUGGAAACGCUUUUGAAAUGUGAAGUAGUUUUGGAGAAAGUCGACGGGAAAAGGGGUGUUGAACCUGUAAGAGAACGAGAACAGCAUCCUUUGCUCGAAGCACUUAAGAACCACUUACAGAGCCCUUUUAUCAAUCAUUCGCUUCAAAGAACAUUUGGGCCAACUAUAGAAGCACUUUUUGGCUCAGACAUAAGAAAUGUACCACCGUCUCUAAAAAGGAGGAAAAUUGAGGAACCGAACGAUGAUAUUCCAGAGGUUUUGCAAGGAGAGAUAGCAAGACUAGAUCAGCGUUUUAAAGUAAGUUUAGAUCCGACUGGAGGAACGGGUGGAAGUAUUCAGCUGAUUUGCUGGCUGGAUGACAAGCAUUUACCUUGUGUGCCACCGAUCGCCUUGUCAGUCCCUGAAGAUUAUCCGAGCAGCCCGCCAGAGUGUCAUCUCGCUGAGCAUGAACACUCGGCUACUCCUUUUCUCGAAUCAGUUAAAACCGCUUUAUCAUCGCGCGUUUCCAAGCUCUCGUCAAAAUUCACAGUAUCCCAGCUUCUCGACGCCUGGGAGAUGAGCGUGAGACAAGCUUGCGCACCUUCAGUCCCCGCCCCGGCGCCGAGCUCGUCCACUGCCCUGUUGGUGAACUCAUGACGGGAAAUUGUAGACCCUCCCCCUCCACUCUUGAUCAAUCAGCAGGCUGACACGAUACCAAGGCCAACGGAACAAUCAGAAAGUGCUCCGCGGCUAGAAGCAGUGCACGACUAUACAAUAUGAAUCUUCCUUUAUUUAUAAAUAGUUGAAAUUUAUUUUUAUAUGCUUUCUACUACAAUUUGUAUAUGAAUUGACAAUUUCAUACUAGUUGGAACAUACUGGAAAAAAGAAAUGUUUAUUAUAUUUAUUAAAAUAGAUCCUGUGAAUUUAUGUAAACCUUUUGACUAGUUUACCAUUGUGUGUGUUGCUAUAUUAAAUUUAUUUACUUCUAUCAACCUAGCUAACUGAUUUGCCAAUGAAAUGUUUCAACAUUCUCUUAAAUGAAGAAAUAAAUAACACAUUUUAACAAUCAA